Arabis nemorensis is the source of this 270-nucleotide messenger RNA. The record is from the annotation of a GenBank genome assembly. Lineage: Eukaryota; Viridiplantae; Streptophyta; Magnoliopsida; Brassicales; Brassicaceae.
AUGGAAAUCGCAGUGAAGAAAAUCGCGGAGAAAGAUUACCAAGGGGCAAAGAAAUCCCUUAGCAAGGCUAAGAUUUUCGAUCCAAAACUCAAAGGCUUGAAACAAGUUUUCGUGAUGAUCAAUGUUUAUAUUUCUGCAUCAAACAAAAAAAGGAGGAGAAUCCGAUUGGUAUGGAAUCCUCGGUGUAGAUCCUUUAGGGAACGAAGGCAGAAUGAGGAAACAUUACAAGAAAUUAGCUUUUUUGCUUCAUCCGGACUAGAACAAGUUUAA